CAGCUUCGAUCCAUGACGUUGAUGUUCCACUCGCUUGGGAGCUCUCAUAGUCAUGGAUAUGGUAUUUAUUCAAUCCCUCCACUAACUGGACUAGUCGACAAAACCUGGCCCUUAAACCUGUUUCUUCCUUCAACCUCGGUCUCUCUGCUUCUCUCUGAGACCCAGAAACAGCAUCAUGGGAGACCGCAAGGAAGACAUACGAGGAGAAGAGGAAGGUUGUAAGAAAAUUCCAAAGUUGCCUAUACCUGGGAAGAGGAACAUACUCAUCACAAGCGCUUUGCCUUACGUCAACAACGUCCCUCAUCUCGGAAACAUCAUCGGCUGUGUUCUAAGUGCCGAUGUGUUUGCUCGAUAUUGCCGUCUUCGUGGCUACAAUGUGAUAUACAUAUGUGGAACUGACGAGUAUGGAACAGCAACAGAGACAAAGGCUAUGGAGGAGAACUGUACCCCACAAGAGAUUUGUGACAAAUACCAUGCAAUUCAUAAGGAAGUCUACAAUUGGUUCGACAUUAGUUUUGAUGAAUUUGGGCGCACAUCAACUCCUCAACAAACUGAUGUUUGCCAAGACAUUUUCAAGAAACUGAUGGAGAACAAUUGGCUGUCUGAGAACACAAUACAACAGUUCUAUUGCGACAACUGCAAUCGAUUCUUGGCUGAUCGGCUUGUGGAAGGCACCUGCCCAUUUCCAAAUUGUAAUUAUGAUUCUGCACGUGGAGACCAAUGUGAAAAGUGUUGUGAGAUGCUAAAUUCUACCGAACUUAAAGAUCCUAGGUGUAAGGUAUGUCAGACAACUCCACAAAUUCGUGAUACGAACCAUUUAUUUCUAGAGCUCCCACUGCUGAAGGAUAAAUUGGAGGAAUAUAUCAAUGCCAUGUCAGUUGCAGGGUCUUGGAGCCAGAAUGCCAUUCAAGCCACAUAUGCAUGGCUUACAGGAGGCCUGAAGCCCCGAUGUAUUACCAGGGAUCUUAAGUGGGGGGUUCCUGUUCCACAUGAGAAAUUUAAGGAUAAGGUUUUCUAUGUAUGGUUUGAUGCACCUAUUGGUUAUAUCUCAAUCACUGCAUGCUACACACCUGACUGGGAGAAGUGGUGGAAGAACCCUGAAAACGUGGAGCUGUAUCAGUUCAUGGGAAAGGAUAAUGUGCCAUUCCACACUGUGAUGUUUCCAUCCACACUUCUUGGAACAGGAGAAAGCUGGACGUUGAUGAAGAGCAUUAGUGUGACAGAAUAUUUAAACUAUGAAGCAGGAAAGUUCUCUAAAAGCAAGGGCACGGGUGUUUUUGGCAAUGAUGCGAAAGGUACCAACAUUCCCCCAGAAGUGUGGCGAUACUACUUGCUGACUAACAGACCGGAGGUCUCAGACACAUUGUUUUCAUGGACAGACUUGCAAACAAAACUAAAUACCGAGCUACUGAAUAAUUUGGGCAAUUUCAUUAACAGAGUACUGAGUUUCAUUGUCAAACCUCCAGGACAAGGAUAUGGAUCUAUCAUUCCUGAUGCACAAGGGGCAGAAUCACAUCUCUUGACAAAAACAUUGGCAGAAAAAGUUGGUAACAAUGUGGACCAAUAUGUGGAGGCAAUGGAAAAGGUAAAACUUAAGCAGGCAUUGAAAAUCGGAAUGAGCAUUUCAAGUGAGGGGAAUGCAUAUCUGCAAGAGAGCCAGUUCUGGAAGCUAUACAAGCAAGACCAAGCUUCCUGCUCUGUUGUUAUGAGAACUUCUGUAGGGCUGGUUUAUCUUCUUGCAUAUUUGUUAGAACCUUUCAUGCCAUCAUUUUCUGUCAAGGUGCUAAAGCAGCUUAAUUUGCCUCCCGAUAGAACACUUUCUCUUUCCGACGAAGCUGGAGAUCUUGGAAAGGCAAGAAAACCUUGGGAAGUUAUACCUGCUGGUCAUAAAAUUGGGACACCAGAUCCUCUGUUUAAGGAAAUGAAAGAUGAGGAUGUGGCAUUUUUUCAGAUGAAGUUUUCUGGAAGACAAGCUGAUAGGGCUGUAUAAAUCACAGAGGCUGAAUCAAGGAAUUGCCAAGAAAUUACAAAGACAUGGAAAGUUUUCCGGAGGAAGGUUUAUUGUGAAGUUGAAGUCAAGCUGAUAUGGUAGUAAAAGGCAGGAGUUAAGUUGAAAGAAAAUAGCAGUGAGCAAUAAGGGAAAAGACAAAACAUGUUUGAUCUGUUUUUCCUGUUACAUGGCCGGUACUCUAAUAGACAUUGUUGAUAUCCAAUAACACUGUCAUACCAGAAUGUUUGGAAGCUCACCCCAUACUACUUGAAAAUUUACUGUUUAUAAUGUUAUCUUUAUUAUAGAUAAUCUGGUAAAUGACAACUGUGAUGUAAUGGAAUUGGAGCUCUCUCAAUGAUAAAUAGCCUCACAGGA
Molecule: messenger RNA, 2365 nt
Organism: Juglans regia (Persian walnut)
Lineage: Eukaryota; Viridiplantae; Streptophyta; Magnoliopsida; Fagales; Juglandaceae
Product: probable methionine--tRNA ligase
Exons: 14
Coding region: 176-1990 (604 amino acids)
Biological process (GO): methionyl-tRNA aminoacylation
Cellular component (GO): cytosol; aminoacyl-tRNA synthetase multienzyme complex
Molecular function (GO): methionine-tRNA ligase activity; ATP binding
Source: RefSeq, a predicted model, not a curated record